This is a messenger RNA of Vespa velutina, 2007 nucleotides long. RefSeq names its product F-box/SPRY domain-containing protein 1 (gene Fsn). The coding region runs from base 522 to 1298 and encodes 258 amino acids. NCBI's taxonomy places the organism in Eukaryota, Metazoa, Arthropoda, Insecta, Hymenoptera, Vespidae. The transcript is spliced from 4 exons. Gene Ontology annotation, cellular component: synapse; SCF ubiquitin ligase complex. Gene Ontology annotation, molecular function: protein binding. Gene Ontology annotation, biological process: proteasome-mediated ubiquitin-dependent protein catabolic process; synapse assembly involved in innervation. The record is from RefSeq and is a predicted model, not a curated record.
GUGUUUCUUAUUAUCCUAGUCUGUCCUAGUCUUUAUUCUAGAAAUCCAAGUAAUCGUUUGUAUUAUUUCUAGUCAUGAUCACAAUGUCUUAACCUAGUUAUGACCUAAGGCUUUAUACUCACGAUUUAUAGUAUAUUAUUACGUACAUAUACGUUCAAGAACUUUAUAGAAAAAACACGACGAAAAUACUUGUCUUCUUCUUUUUUCUUUUCUAUUCUGAAACUGAGAUGUAUUUUGAACCUAUAAACAUGUUUCUAGCUUCAUGGAUAAAUCUAUAAAUAAAUUAAGUGCUUCCAAAAUUUUCGUAUCGAGUUAUGUCGAUUUGUUGUCGAUUUUGAAUGUUUCGAUACGAUUAAUGAAUAGUAAUUAUAAGUGACAAUAAAUAUAGAUGCAAAGCGCCCUCAUGAAAAGUGUACUAAUUUUCAAGUGGCAAACGCGCUUAACCACUAUCUUCAGCAAAUGUUUUCUUCCUUUGCUAGCUCUGCUGACUCGCUGGCCUCUACUGACAGAGAACCGGCAAAAUGGACGGUAUCGCAUUGAACGCGUCAGAUCAUGUCUUAGAAGUGAUUUUCUCUUAUUUAGACUUACACACUUUAAGAAACUGUGCAUUGGUAUGUAAGAGGUGGUAUAGAUUCUUAAGGGAUGAAAAUAACGAUGUAUGGAGAAUGCAUUGUAUUAGAACAUUAGCUCAAGAGGCACUUAGUUCUGAUUUAUUAUCAUCAGUACCUACUUACAAAGCAAAGCUUCGAGCAUUUUAUCAUGCUUGGAAUCCGAAUGAUUGUUCACGUAAUGUUUAUAUCAAGCCAAAUGGAUUUACUUUACACAGGAAUCCUGUUGCACAAAGUACAGAUGCUUGUAGAGGUAAAAUAGGUUUUCGACAUGGACGUCAUGCAUGGGAAGUGAUAUGGGAAGGACCUUUAGGUACAGUAGCUGUUGUAGGUAUAGCUACAAAAGAGGCGCCUUUGUUAUGUCAUGGAUAUGUAGCUCUGCUUGGUUCUGAUGAACACUCUUGGGGAUGGAAUCUCGUUGACAAUCAUUUAUUACACAACGGAGAUGCACAAGGAAGUUAUCCAUUACUUAAUAAUGCUCCAACAUACCAGAUAGGAGAAAAAAUUAGAGUCAUAUUAGACUGUGAUGAUAACACAUUGUCAUUUGAGAAGAAUUAUGAGUUUCUAGGUGUAGCUUUUAGAGCAUCAGAAUACAUUUUACAACUAACUGCACAGGGUUACCAGAUAAAAGGUUAUAUCCAUCGGUUUCUGCAGUAUAUGGAAAUUCAGAAAUAUCAAUGGUGUACAUAGGGCCACCUCUAGAUGGCUAACGUUUUACUUCCAACAAAAAAAUAUAUUUGAAUACUUAUCCAAAACUAUAUUCAGCAGUUUGCUACAGAGCUUGUGGCAUCUGAUAUCAACGUAUCUACGUUUCAGUAGAUCUAGCACACUAAAAGAUAUGAUUCUCUUAUUAGAGAAUGUGUGCCUACUAAAUUACAUGGUUGGUAAUAUUGUAAAUAGUUAGUUCUAUUAUUGUAUUUAAGAUGGAGUGUUAUAAAUCGCACAACAUCAUUAAAUUAUUUAAAUUUUGUUUUUAUCAAAUCCACUUUAAGAUCAUAUAAUGGUCAUAAAAUAGGAUAAAAGUAUUUUUAUGAAUUCCAACCAUAUAAUUUUAAUACUAUACUGGAUAUAUAUAUAGAAUUUUUUAUCAUAUUUUGGCCAAUUCAUAAGUAUAAGAAGUAAAUUGACUGUUUAACUAAUUUGGCAAAUUUAAUUGGUUUAAAUUUUCAAAUUAAAUUUUUUCAAUAUUAAAUUAUUUGUUAAGAAAAAUUAAUUGAUUACAUGACAUAAUCAUUAGUUAAUUUAAAUAUGAUAAAUGAAUUAAAACAUCUUUCAAUUUUUUUAUUUGCAUAUGGUCAACAUACAUUGAACAUAGGGAGAUUUUAUUUAUCAGAGAUUUUAUUUAAAUUCAUUUUAGGCUAAAUUAAUUUUACUUAAGUUUAUUUUUAAUUUUAUUUAA